AUGGAGGAUUCUCUCGAGAAACUUGCGGCUCGCAUUACUACAAGUGCAAAGGCCCUCAGCUCGAUCGUCUCAGCCUCUGAUAAUUCUCAUCUAAACGCGAAUGGCCUCGUCAAUUUUUCACAGGACGAGCUAGCUCAGAAGGCUCGACAGGAUAUCUCAUAUGCUGCUCGGGAGAUGUUGCUUUUAGUUAGUGAGCCGAAUGAUUACCUUGAGCAGCAUCAAGUAAAUUACCAGCAGCUCUCGUGUCUCAAAUGGCUUCUGCAUUUUGAUAUCUUCAAGCAGAUACCACUCAAUGAGCCCAUACCAUUCAGCACCGUUGCAAAAACCGCCAAUGUUCCUAUCAGCAGGCUCAAAAGUGUGGUCCGCAUGACCAUCACGGGCGGCAUACUCACCGAACCACGCUCCGACUACCUUGCACACAGCCGUCUCUCGGCACAAUUUGCAACCAACGAUAACCUUAUUGAUUGGGCCAAAUUCAUGACGGAAUACUCUGCGCCGACAGCGAGCAAGUUUGCAGAGGCAACCGCUCGCUGGGGUGAUACAUCCGAGAAGAACCAAACAGCUUAUAAUAUUGCCUUCGGGACGGAUUUGCCCUUCUUUGGUCAUUUGGCUCAGUCUCAAGAAAGGACGGCGAAUUUUGCAGCUUACAUGCGUAGCUUGAGCGACAGCCAGGGAGUUGCUUUGAGGCAUAUUUUGACGGGUUUUAACUGGAGUAGUUUCGAGAAGGCUAACGUUGUAGAUGUUGGUGGUUCGACAGGACAAGCUAGUUCUCUCCUCGCAACACAUUUUCCCAAAUUCUCAUUCCUGGUUCAAGACCUUCCAGAAACUAUCAUCAAUGCCCCCAAAGCUAUAUCGGGUCUAGAUCCCGGAAUCUCUUCACGUAUCAGCUUCUCGCCGCAUGAUUUUCGGAAUCCUCAACCUAGCUCUGUGGCCUUGCAUACUGACAUAUUUUUCCUUCGCAAAAUUAUUCAUGAUUGGCCUUCCCGAGACGCUCGUAUCAUUCUUUCGCAUCUAUCAGAAGCCCUCCAAAAGCCGGGUGCGUGUAUUGUUAUCAUGGAUACAAUACUUCCGGAGCCUGGUAGCGUCCCAGCUUCGGAGGAGGCAUCCCUUCGCGUGAGGGAUCUGACGAUGGCGCAGAGUUUCAAUAGUGGAGAGAGGGAGCUGAGUGAGUGGGUAGAGUUAUUCGAGAGUGCAACGCCGAAGUUGAGGUUGAAGGAAUGGAAGAAGCCACAAGGCAGUGUGAUGAGUAUGAUGGUGGUAGUGAGAGAUUGA
This is a messenger RNA of Sclerotinia borealis F-4128, 1272 nucleotides long. The record is from the annotation of a GenBank genome assembly. Lineage: Eukaryota; Fungi; Ascomycota; Leotiomycetes; Helotiales; Sclerotiniaceae.